Molecule: messenger RNA, 582 nt
Organism: Ochotona princeps (American pika)
Lineage: Eukaryota; Metazoa; Chordata; Mammalia; Lagomorpha; Ochotonidae
Gene: NUDT1
Product: nudix hydrolase 1
Exons: 4
Coding region: 103-582 (159 amino acids)
Biological process (GO): DNA protection
Molecular function (GO): 8-oxo-7,8-dihydroguanosine triphosphate pyrophosphatase activity
Source: RefSeq, a predicted model, not a curated record
CUCACCCCUCCAUCGCGCCCGGCUCCGCGCCGCCCCAGCGCCCGCGCGCUUCCGCCCGAGGCCGCGCCCCCGGAAGCGGCCGCGCAAGAGCUCUAGUGGACCAUGAGCACCUCCAAGCUUUACACCUUGGUAAUGGUCCUGCAGCCCCCUCGCAUCCUGCUCGGCAUGAAGAAACGUGGCUUUGGAGCUGGCCGCUGGAACGGCUUCGGGGGCAAGGUCCAGGAAGGCGAGACCAUCGAGGAGGGGGCCAAAAGGGAGCUGCAGGAGGAGAGUGGUCUCACCGUGGACAGCCUGCACUGGGUGGGCCACAUCACCUUUGAGUUCGUGGCUAUGCCUGAGCAGAUGGAAGUACACAUCUUUUCUACCGACAGCUUCCAGGGGACACCAGUGGAGACCGAGGAGAUGCGGCCGCAGUGGUUCCAGCAGGACCAGAUCCCCUUUGAAGACAUGUGGCCCGACGACAAGUACUGGCUGCCGCUGCUGCUGCAGGGCAGGAAGCUCCAGGGCCACUUCAAGUUCCAGGACCAGCACACCAUCCUGGAGCACACGCUCUGUGAGGUGGACACGCUCCAAGCAAGGUGA